Messenger RNA from Colletotrichum navitas, 1363 nucleotides. RefSeq names its product diphthine synthase. Gene Ontology annotation, molecular function: diphthine synthase activity. The transcript has 2 exons. The coding region runs from base 220 to 1080 and encodes 286 amino acids. The record is from RefSeq and is a predicted model, not a curated record. NCBI's taxonomy places the organism in Eukaryota, Fungi, Ascomycota, Sordariomycetes, Glomerellales, Glomerellaceae. Gene Ontology annotation, biological process: protein histidyl modification to diphthamide.
AAGAGGGGCUAGGCGAGACAAGGUCCAGGGGUGGUGUUGGUGGGGUUGCAGCGCUAAAAAGAAUACCUACCCCUCCAUCCUGUUUCCCCUCCAUACGGAGGGGGAAAAAAAAAGACGAAAAGUUGCCAGACUCCAUUGGUGUUCCCUGCGACUUGACGACUCACCGAAAUCAUUCAAGUCUUUCCCUAGUAGCAGAGCUCCCAGAGGAUCUCAGAUAAGAUGCUGUACCUUGUUGGGCUUGGGUUGUCCGACGAGACCGACAUCACUGUCAAGGGUCUCGAAGUCGUCAAGAAGGCCGCCAGGGUUUAUCUCGAAGCCUACACCAGCAUACUCCUCGUGGACAAGACCGUUUUGGAAAGCUACUAUGGCCGCGAAAUCGUAGUCGCCGACCGCGAAAUGGUCGAGUCCAACAGCGACGAGAUCCUCCGCGACGCCCAGACCGAAGACGUCGCCUUUUGCGUCGUCGGCGACCCUUUCGGCGCAACGACACACACCGACCUUGUCCUGCGCGCGCGCGAACUGGGGAUUCCAAUCCGUACCGUCCCCAAUGCCUCCAUCAUGUCCGGCAUCGGCGCCACGGGCCUGCAGCUGUACAACUUUGGCCAGACUGUGUCCAUGGUCUUCUUCACCGAUACGUGGAAGCCAGCGUCCUUCUACGACCGCAUUAAGGAGAACCGCGAUAUCGGCCUGCACACGCUGGUAUUGCUUGACAUCAAGGUCAAGGAGCAAAGUCUGGAGGACAUGGCUCGAGGGAGAAGAGUGUAUCAGCCUCCGCGGUACAUGACCGUCGGACAGUGCGCCGCACAGAUGCUCGAGAUCGAAGAGGAUAAGAAGGAGCGUGCUUAUACCGCUGAUAGCUUGGCUAUUGGAGCAGCCCGUGUGGGUGGCAAGACUGAGAAGUUCGUCGCCGGUACGUUGAAGGAGCUGUGCGAUUCGGACGAGACCCUGGGAGGCCCUCUGCAUAGCAUGGUUCUACUUGGAAGAAGGGCGCACGAACUCGAACGCGAUUAUAUCCGUGAGUUUGCGGUAAACAAGGAAACGUUCGACAAGAGCUGGAACGCAGAGUACGGGAAGCAAUAGUCAUUAUUCAUGUCCCGUAAUUCGGGUUGAUGCUGUUCGCCGCAACAUCAUCUACUCUGCUAUUCGUACAUGUCUGUUAUGCGCGCUUCAGCUUAAGAGGAAGAGGCAGUAGAGCGGUACUGCUCGACCUCCUGAGAUGAUACCUCUCUCAACUUAUUGACCUGCGCCGCAUUACCUGUCACAACACCCUCGGCCAACUGAGCUACCUUGCCGACAAUAGUUGCGUUGCUGAUGGCGUACGUGAUGCUGGAGGUCUUGACGCGGAUAACGCCGAUGCGAGGAU